GUUAGUUUCUAUUUUUCUUCAAUAGAGUAUUUUUUUUCUGUUUCGUCGUGAUCUUGUGAACUCUCCAUCCAGCAGCUGGCUGUCCGGCGCGUAAGAAAAAAAAGAAGUAGAAGAAACGCGCGCGCCGGCUCGAUUGGAUGUUUACAUCACGAGUAAUCAAACUUCUUUUGACUUCGCGUUUGCACGUGCACGCAGGCAACGCUUUCGUCCGGCAAGCAACAUUCACCAAGAUGGAAUCAACCAUCCUUCCGGACGGAGAUGCAGUUUCCGAGGAUUCGAACCACAUUCCACCGUUGCAGUACCGCGUGACUGCAAAGUGCAGCGUGACAAAGGCGCGCGUUGGCGUAAUGAGCGUACGACACGCGGAUGUCGACACGCCAGUGUUCAUGCCGGUAGGCACACAGGGAACACUAAAGGGUGUUUUACCGGAGCAGCUGCUGGCGCUGGAUUGUCGCAUUAUGCUCGGCAAUACGUACCACCUUGGAAUGCGUCCCGGUACGAACGUGUUGGAGAAGGCGGGAGGUUUGCAUCGUUUCAUGGGCUGGCCCCGGGCACUGUUGACAGACUCGGGUGGAUUUCAGAUGGUUUCAUUGUUGCAGCUGGCGGAAAUCACUGAACAGGGCGUACGGUUCCAGAGUCCGUACGAUGGCAGCGAAUGUAUGCUAACGCCGGAACGCAGCAUGGAAAUACAGAAUGCCAUCGGGGCGGACAUUAUGAUGCAGCUGGACGAUGUGGUAAAAACGACGACAACGGGACCACGCGUGGAGGAAGCAAUGCACCGAACGAUCCGCUGGCUGGAUCGAAGCAUUGCCGCGCAUGGCCGGGAUGAUGAUCAGAGCAUUUUCCCCAUCGUACAGGGUGGAUUACAGCCGGACUUGAGACGUGUGUGUGCGGCCGAACUGACCAAGCGUAAUACAAGAGGAUUUGCUGUCGGGGGACUUAGUGGAGGAGAAAGUAAGGACGAGUUUUGGCGCACGGUUCAUCUGUGCACGGAUCUGCUGCCGGAAGAUAAACCACGCUACCUGAUGGGGGUAGGAUUUGCGGCCGAUCUGGUAGUGUGCGUGGCGCUCGGUGUGGACAUGUUUGAUUGUGUUUUUCCAACGCGAACGGCACGCUUUGGAUGUGCCCUGACACGUGCCGGGCAGAUCAACUUGAAGCAGCGCACCUUUGCAAAGGAUAUGCGUCCGAUUGAGGACGAAUGUGAAUGUUCCACGUGUCGCACGUACACUCGGGCCUAUCUGCAUCAUAUCGUCACCGUCGAACCGGUGGCAUGUAGCAUCGUGAGCGUGCACAAUGUGGCCUUCCAGCUGAGACUGAUGAGUGACAUGCGGGACGCCAUCCGGGAGGAUCGAUUUCCAGAGUUUGUGAAAUUGUAUAUGGCUGUACGCUUUCCGGAUGGUAGCGUCCCACAGUGGAUUCGUGAAGCUCUUGCCGCCGUUAACGUGCAUUUGUAGCUAAUUUCUCACCAAA
This is a messenger RNA of Anopheles funestus (African malaria mosquito), 1470 nucleotides long. RefSeq names its product queuine tRNA-ribosyltransferase catalytic subunit (gene Tgt). The record is from RefSeq and is a predicted model, not a curated record. NCBI's taxonomy places the organism in Eukaryota, Metazoa, Arthropoda, Insecta, Diptera, Culicidae. Gene Ontology annotation, molecular function: tRNA-guanosine(34) queuine transglycosylase activity. Gene Ontology annotation, cellular component: cytosol. The coding region runs from base 138 to 1454 and encodes 438 amino acids. The transcript has a single exon.